Molecule: messenger RNA, 2602 nt
Organism: Trichomycterus rosablanca
Lineage: Eukaryota; Metazoa; Chordata; Actinopteri; Siluriformes; Trichomycteridae
Gene: mybl1
Product: v-myb avian myeloblastosis viral oncogene homolog-like 1
Exons: 15
Coding region: 185-2308 (707 amino acids)
Biological process (GO): regulation of DNA-templated transcription
Cellular component (GO): nucleus
Molecular function (GO): DNA-binding transcription factor activity, RNA polymerase II-specific; RNA polymerase II cis-regulatory region sequence-specific DNA binding
Source: RefSeq, a predicted model, not a curated record
UGGAAAUCGUUAUUCUUCUGAAAACCAUCGGAGUGCAGGAUAUUCUCUAAUGGAAAGAUAAAGUAUCUGACAGCACUAUGUAACGGGAUCAAUGGCAGUACAGUCGAUUCUGCUUUAUACCUGGAUUUGGGAAUUUCUUUGAUACUUCUGCAUUGGAGAAAACUGUCAAUACUACAGAAUUGACAUGGCCAACAUGAAACCACGCAGUGAGGAUGAUGAUGAGGAGCUUCAUUCCACAGACCCUGACAAGGAAACCAAGCACUCAAAAAAGAUGCUCAGCAGAGUGAAAUGGUCCAGAGAAGAGGAUGACAAACUUAAGAAACUUGUUGAGCAGCAUGGCGCAGACGCAUGGAAAACAAUUGCUAAUUAUUUUCCGACGAGGACAGAUGGUCAAUGUCAGCACCGCUGGCAGAAAGUCCUCAACCCAGAGCUGGUGAAAGGGCCCUGGACAAAAGAGGAGGAUCAGAGGGUGAUAGAGCUGGUGCACAAGUAUGGCCCCAAACGAUGGUCAAUCAUUGCUAAGCACCUGCAAGGCCGCAUAGGCAAGCAGUGUCGAGAACGCUGGCACAACCAUCUCAACCCUGAGGUGAAAAAGUCCUCCUGGACCCAGGAAGAGGAUCACAUCAUCUAUGAAGCUCACGAGCGCCUUGGUAACCGUUGGGCUGAGAUCUCAAAGCUGCUACCAGGAAGGACAGACAACUCUAUUAAGAACCACUGGAACUCCACGAUGCGCAGGAAGGUGGAGCACGAGGGUUAUUUGCAGGAGGGCGGCAAGAGCUUCCUUACCGAACAGCCUUUGAAAAGACGUCACAAGACUUGCCCUCCUGCAGAGCAUCUGAAUACUCAGCUUCUGAUCAAUGGCCAGUCCCAGCUGUCAGAAUAUUUGUAUGGCUCUGUGAGUGGGCAGGGUAUGGACAGCAUCACAGAGAGCUCGAGCUUCAUAUCGAUCCCAGAGAGCUACUCCAGCUGGUCAGACAGCCUCCCGGAUGAUACCGUGAACACCACGGGGAGUCCAGAGCAGACGAAUGGUGAGCUGUGUCGAUCAGAAAAAGGCUGCACUCCGGUUGUACCUCUGCAAGUUUCUCCUAGCAAAUUCCUUGCAGCCGAGGCCAGUGCUGUGCUGUCCAGCCUGGGGACUAUUCCUGAUUUUGCAGAAACUAUCAGCCUCAUUGACUCGGAUCCUGUGACCUGGAGCGAUGUGGCAAGUUUUGACUUAUCUGAAUCUGUGAGCCUUCCAAAGCCUUCUGUUCUUGGUAGGGCAUACCCAACUCCAGAAAGCAGUAGAGAUGAUGCUGGUUACCAUCUCAGUGCCCCUGCUCCCUGCAGGCUCCGUUUUGGACUGGGAAAGGGGAAACCUAGCCCCCAAAGUACACCCUGCAUGAUUAAAUUCAGCUCUCCUCCACUGUCCAUGCAAAGGAAGAAGACGAACGAAAGAUCUGAGUCACCCACUAGUGACAGAAUCUGUGGCUCUUUCAUAGACGACACCAACAGCUCACCCAAAAACACACCAGUCAAGGGGCUUCCAUUCUCCCCUUCUCAGUUCUUUAACAUAUCGGGGGCUGAGCAUUUAAACCUGGACAAUCCUGCACUUACGUCCACCCCUGUGUGCGCACAGAAGAACUUCCCCAGCACACCUCAACAGAGGGAAACCACACCCAAACACGAGAAAGAGAAUGCUGGUUUCAGGACCCCUAAGAUCCGUAAAUCAAUAGUAAGCCAUACACCGAGGACACCCACUCCCUUCAAAAAUGCCCUGGCAGCACAAGAGAAGAUGCAUGGACCAUUAAAAAUGGUGCCUCAGCCACUGGCUUUCCUAGAGGAGGACAUUAGAGAAGUGUUGAAGGAGGAAACAGGGACAGACAUCUUUACUCAUAAUAGGCUGUAUGAGGUGGAUGCUCCUGCCAGGAAGGUUAGGAAGUCGUUGCUGUUGGACAGCUGGGGAAAAGACUCUCUCAGUGUUCAACUGUUUCCUCAGCAACAGCUCAGCAAUAAUGAUCCAUCUCAUAAUGAUGGCUUGCUGAGCAGUGCUCUGCUGAUGACCCCCCUGGCAGAGGGAGAGGAGCACACUUACUCACUAAAAAUGGAUGACCACCUUCCCAUUUGCUCCAUUAGCACUCCUGGAAAAAAAGAGUUGCACACACACAGAAGCCCAGUCUACCAAACGUCUGCUCAGCCUCAUGUGGCCAACGAGUGGGAGGCAGUGGUGUUCGGGAAGACAGAGGACCAGCUGAUCAUGACAGAACAAGCCAGGCUAUACAUGACCUCCUCCCAGCUGUCCUCCUGCACUUCCAGAGCUCUGGUGCUGUGAGCUCCAGCUCCUCCCUGCUUCCUACAGCGGCAGUCCCCGAGCCGUUCUACGCACUUCACCUUUAGACAAUCUGGUGUAGGAGACAAAAUGUUCACCUUUUUGUAUAUGCUUGCUAAAGACGUAACUAUAUGAUGUUAAAUUGCAGAAUACUUUAAUCCAUGAUGAGGCACACUAGACACGACUGUGAUUUAGUACUUUGUAAAAGAAAGCAACUUUCUUUUUAACAAAUAUUUUUUAAAUUUCUAUUUAUGUAUCGUCCUCCUAUUCUCCCAAUUUAAACAUCUGCCCUGGAUA